AUGGCACAUGGCAACGUACGACACAAUUAUCAUCACUUUUCAUUCAUGGAUCAUGCGCCGGACAGUACUACCAACUACCAGGCAACUAUUCGAAAGACAAUCUUCCAGAUUUUGCACGGAGGGUCACGAAAAGAAAUUUACAGCGUGCGAAACAUUGGCCAUUUGCCAAAGGCAGUAGACCGCACUGCAAUGAAGGGUCUGGCUAAGGCAAGAUUAGGAUUGGCAUCCCAGAUACGUGGAAUACAUCUAAACGGGCAAUCGGGGUUUUCUUGA
Molecule: messenger RNA, 273 nt
Organism: Botrytis fragariae
Lineage: Eukaryota; Fungi; Ascomycota; Leotiomycetes; Helotiales; Sclerotiniaceae
Exons: 2
Coding region: 1-273 (90 amino acids)
Source: RefSeq, a predicted model, not a curated record